Messenger RNA from Kazachstania africana CBS 2517, 756 nucleotides. It is a transcript of the gene MRPL13, whose product is annotated as mitochondrial 54S ribosomal protein mL50 MRPL13. Bases 1 to 756 code for a protein of 251 amino acids. The transcript has a single exon. Gene Ontology annotation, cellular component: mitochondrion. NCBI's taxonomy places the organism in Eukaryota, Fungi, Ascomycota, Saccharomycetes, Saccharomycetales, Saccharomycetaceae. The record is from RefSeq and is a predicted model, not a curated record.
AUGAAUCUUGUAAGACAUCAGGGUGCUUCCUAUGUCAUCAGGAGAAGUAUUGUGAGUACUCAGCCCAAUUACAACUUUUUUGCAUGGUUUAAAGAUAGAAAGAAGCAAAAAGCGGUACAUAAUCAGAAUGUAAGGAAGACAGAGGCAUUAAUCAAGGAUAUUGAGUCUGGCACUGAUGUGAGUAAAGAUAUGGGAUCGUCCUCUACGAGAAUUGACUUGGUUCCAGAAAAUUUUGUAGGUAAAAGGCAAGUGAAGACAAUCUCACUGAAAGAAGUUCCAUUCCAUAAUUGGUUAUCAAAGUCGAAAGUAAAGACAGAGAAAGACCUCGACCAUCAUAUUAUUGAGGCUUAUAAUCAUGCUUUCCCAUCUGCAGCGGUGAAGGCCAUCAGGAAUGGGAAAUUGAAAGCUCCAUUCGUUGAUGUAACCUCUAAAUUCAAAUUCAGCAAAAGAUUACAAUCUCUCACAGGAUAUGCAAUUUCAGAUUAUCAAUGUACCAUACUGUCAACACCAUUGUCCUUCAAAGACUAUUACAUGAAAGAGAUAUUAAGUGGUAAAGCAUUAAGGUUUAAUGAAAACGAGCCAAAUGCAAUUCAUUUGAGUAAAGAAUCAUUUACUUCGCCAAAUGUCCAUAUUGUCGAGGAUACACCAGUGAAACUACAAAAACGUAAGUUCAAUGAAAUUUUGAAGGAAGUUAAAAUGCUAGAGGAACAAGAAAGUCAUGAGGCUAUAGAAAGGGCCAGAAAUUUUGAUAAUUGA